AUGCUGACUUCAGUCGACUCUCUCUGGCUGCUUCUAGAGUCUGCUUUCUGCUUCUGCUGGACCUCGACCACGAGAACGCGCAGGAUCAUGGCCGGUGCAGCCCCGCGAGCUGCGUCGCCCAGCGCCUCUCGCUCCGUCUCUCGCUCGCCGUUGCCGUCUCCAGUCUCGGCCUCUCCUCUCCCUACCGCCGCCGCCCCUUCUGCGUCUGCGGCCGGGUUCUCCGGGUCUUCUUCGUCUCGCUCGUCGCGUGCCGCUCUGGUGGCGCCGUCCGGGGCGUCUGUGGCCGCUCGCCGCAGCGAUUUGUUUCCCCGAGGAGAAGAGAGCGGGGCGGAGAUAAUGGAAGUCGUCUCCUCGCAUGCGUCGCUUGCGCACGCCCCCGGACCGCCGGACGACUCCUUCUCCCCGCCGUCUUCGCUGCUCGCCUCUGCGUUUUCUUCCUGCGCGUCUUCUCUCCCGUCUGAGGCGUGCUUUCUACCCGCGUGUCACCCGACAACCUGCACCUGUCGCCUCGAACUGGGGAGCUGCGCGCUCUGUCCAGUGCCCUGUUGCUGCCUCCGCGACUCGCCCGUCUCACACGUUUCGCUGCUCGAGUAUCCGCUCUCGCAUCGGCUCCGCGUACCGCUCGGCGGGCGCGACCCUGAGGGCGGCGAGGAAGGUGACCUCGGCGCAUCGCUGGCCUUCUCAGUCUCCUCCUUCCAGACCUCUGCGUGGUCAGCGGCCUCGGCGGCGUCGCCCGGCGGCGCGGCGGAGUUCGGCUUGGAUCUCGCGUCCGAGAGCGAGAGGAAAUCUGCGACACUCUUCCUCCCCGGUGCGCUGCUCUGCUCGCCCGUCGGGGAGAGCCCCGCAGGCGUCUCGUCUCAAAUCUGCCCCUUCAGCUGCCUCGCGCCGCCGCUGCCAGGGAGCGGAGGCGCCGGCCUCGUCGCGAGCGGUGACGUGCGCGUUCCCUCGUGGCGUGGCGCGCGUAGGCUGAACCGAGGGAAACUCAGCGCGAAGGCCACUGCUAGUCGGUCUUCGUUUCUCUUGCAGGCCGAGACUGAGAAGGCGAGAGCGGCCACGGAUGCGUCGGGCUCGUCUGUGUCGCCUCUCUCCACGAGGUCGCCUUUCUCGCCCUUCGGGAGGGGCGCCGGGGCACCGCUGGGCGGCCGAGAUGGAGCGGCAGCGCAGCCACCAAAGACCGCUUUUGCUUCCGCUUCUCUUCCUGCUCUCCAUUCUUCUUCUCCCGCUGCCACUUCUGCCUUCCAUGCGCGAGCGUCAGCAGCGACGGCGGACGCUGCCUCGCAGGUCCGCGGAGUAUCUCCCUCCGCCUCUUUCGCGGCGCUAGGUUGCGACCCAGCUCGCGCCGACGCCUCGCCCUUCAGCGCCCUCUCUCCCACCCCCUCCCACGCCGCCCCCCCCCCUGCGCCGCCGCUCUCCACCUCGUUCUGCUCGCCGGUCGUUCCGCCUCUGCCUCUCGCAGGCGGGGCGGGCGCCGCAGCCGGGAGGCCCGGGGCCUCGCAGGGGUCUGGAGGCUCCGCAGGGUCCUCCUCGGCUGCCGUGGAGUCGACCGGCGCCGCAGCUGGCGGGGAGACGGCGGGAAGCCGAGCGGCGACGCGUUCGUCGCCCUGCCUGGAGCCCUUGGCUGAGCGAGCGACGCAGGACGUGUCUGUCGCCUCGGCGCUUGCGCAGCGGCGUUUGAUCGACGUGUCUGGCACGAGGGUGUUGCUUUUCGAGGGUUUGUACUUUGGGAGGAUCCUCCACAGAGGAUUCAGCAACACAGUCUGCUUCUGCAGCUGGAAGCGGCCGAUUGACAUCUCGCAACUGCCGCUCUCGGUGUCGUAUGUGAACCAUCGCCACCUGCUUCUCCCCAGCCAGCUCGCGGGGGCCCGCGGAGGAUCCGAAGACCGCGGCGAGCUCCGCGACAGGCGGCGCCCAAGAGAGGAAGAGAUGUGCGUGGACGUCGACGAGGAGGUGGCGGCGGACGCCAAGCCGCGCGCGGCGAAGCAGGAGGCCUGCAACAAACGCCUGGCCGCCGAGCCGGAGGAAGCGCGAAUCGGUGACAUGCGCGAAGAAGACGCGGAGAUGACUGAGGCGCGGCCCUUCUCACCCUCGCCCGCCCCGCGGUCGCCCCGCAGCGCGUGUGCGGCUGCUGAGGAGGGGGAGGAGGGAGCGCGCCGGGAGCGAGGAAGGAGAGAGAAAGGGGAGGGAGACCGAGUCGCCGCGAAGGCAGAAGCAGAAGAAGACGCGAAGCGGCUUGUCGUGAAGGUGACGCACAAGGACCGGCUUACGAGCUCCGUCGAACUUUUGCGAGCGCGGCACGAGGUGCUUCUGCUGCAGGAGCUGGAGCAUCCGAACGUGCUUCCGCUGCUUUUGGCGGGCGAAGAUGAGCACGAGAUGUUCAUGUUCUUCGACUUCGCCACGUGCGGGGACUUGUACAACAUCACCAAGAUGAAGGCGUUCGACGAGCAAGUCGUCCGCCACAUCUGCGUCCAGAUUCUCCGCGCGCUUCGCUACAUCCAUGGCAACGGCAUCAUUCACUGUGACAUCAAACCCCACAACUUGCUCGUCUUCCGACCGCCCAGCACCCCCGCCCCCGAGUCGCCCGGCGCGCCCGGGACCCCGCCGGCGGAAGAGCCUCUCCGCGCCGUGCCUUCUCCCCCCCUCGCGACCCGGUCGCUGCCUGUCGACGUUCCGUGCCGAGAAGGAAGGCGCAGUGCAAGUCACGACGACGGCGACGCGCCGCAGGUGGCCAAGGACCGCAAAGCGGAGCGAGAAGAAGAGAUGGAAGAAGAAGAGAGCUGUGCAGAGUCCCAGUCGGCGCCCGCCGCGGUCUCCGUUCUCGAUUGCAGCAACGGGCUCGCCAAAGUGCCCGACGAGCUCGAUAAAGUCGUCAUCAAAGUGUGCGACUUUGGCCUCGCGCAGCACGUCAAGCGCGGGCAGAUGAUCAGGUGCGACGAGCUUCGCGGCAGCCACGGAUACCUCGCGCCGGAACUCCUGCAGCGCGAGCCGUACGACGAGCGAAUCGAUCUCUGGGCAGUCGGCGUCAUCGUCUACACGAUGAUUGGCGGCUACGAGCCGUUCUAUCCUCCAAGCGAGUGCAUCAACGGCGAGUUGGAGUUCGACGACCGCUACUGGGGCUGCGUCAGCGCCGAAGCGAAGGACUUUAUCGCCAGGUUGUUGACUCGAAAUCCUAGGAACCGCAUGACUGCGGACGAAGCCCUGGUGCACCCCUGGAUCUCUGGUUUCCGGUGA
This is a messenger RNA of Besnoitia besnoiti, 3228 nucleotides long. RefSeq lists its product as uncharacterized. Gene Ontology annotation, biological process: protein phosphorylation. Gene Ontology annotation, molecular function: ATP binding; protein kinase activity. The transcript is spliced from 5 exons. The record is from RefSeq and is a predicted model, not a curated record. NCBI's taxonomy places the organism in Eukaryota, Apicomplexa, Conoidasida, Eucoccidiorida, Sarcocystidae. The coding region runs from base 1 to 3228 and encodes 1075 amino acids.